Molecule: messenger RNA, 1257 nt
Organism: Gavia stellata (red-throated loon)
Lineage: Eukaryota; Metazoa; Chordata; Aves; Gaviiformes; Gaviidae
Gene: MRPS35
Product: mitochondrial ribosomal protein S35
Exons: 8
Coding region: 1-1026 (341 amino acids)
Biological process (GO): mitochondrial translation
Cellular component (GO): mitochondrial small ribosomal subunit
Molecular function (GO): structural constituent of ribosome
Source: RefSeq, a predicted model, not a curated record
AUGGCGCCCGUCAGUGGGGCGGCGCUGGCCGGGGCGGGUUACUGGGCCGUGCUCUCCCGGUGCUGCGGGAGGGUCCUGGGGGCCCCUUUUUUCUCUGGCGCGGCUUACUCCUCCGUGCCUGCGGUGAACAGCAGGGAAGGCCAGCAGAGGGAAGCUUCAACAAGGAGAAGAGGCAGGACACCACAGUUCAUAAGAUCACAUGCACCUCCCAGAACUGAGAGGAUGGCUGUUGAUCAGGACUGGAGCAGUGUUUAUCCAACAGCAGCUGCGUUUAAACCUGCAUCUGUGCCUCUCCCAAUUCGAAUGGGUUACCCAGUGAAGAGAGGAGUACCGCCACCAAAAGAAGGCAACUUAGAACUUAUAAAGAUUCCCAAUUUUUUGCAUCUUACUCCUCCUGCGAUCAAGAAACACUGUGCAGCUCUCAAAGAUUUCUGCACUGAAUGGCCAAGUGCUUUGGACAGUGAUGAGAAAUGUGAACGGCAUUUUCCUAUUGAAAUUGAAACAGUAGAUUAUGUUUCUGCAGGGACAUCUAUUCGUAAUCCCAAAGCAAGAGUGGUGACUUUAAGAGUUAAACUUUCUAACCUGAAUUUGGAUGACCAUGCAAAGAAGAAGCUCAUUAAACUUGUAGGAGAGCGGUACUGUAAGGAUACAGAUAUGCUCACAAUUACAACGGACAGGUGUCCGCUAAGAAGACAGAACUAUGAUUAUGGCAUACACCUCCUCACAGUUUUGUACCAUGAAUCUUGGAAAACUGAGAUGUGGGAGAGUGAGAAGACUGGGGAAGACAUGGAAGAGUAUAUCUGGGAAAAUAGCUGCUCUCAGAAAAAUGCCUUGGAUACACUACUUCGAAUAAAAGCCUCAGAGAAUGUCAGUAAUGUAACUAAGGAAGAGCUUCUUGCAUCUGAAGUGGUUAAGGAUUACAGAAACUCUGUAAUUGCACUUAAAAAUGAAGGUGAAACAGAAAAUAACAUGUCUCGUUAUAAGGAAUCCGUGAAGAAACUAUUGAAUAUACAAGCAUUACCAUGAGAGUAGAAUCUGCAGGUACAUCUGAUUAUUACGGAAAUAUUAAACUACUAUGUUAAUAUUUCUAUAUGAUAUAGAUAUAUAAUUAUUCAGAACCUUAACCAACAAUAUGAAACUUGAUGAUGAGUUAAUUUCAAUAGUAAUCAGAUUUUUCUUUACCACUGGUUUUUCUUGUAAACAUAAUUUUCCUGUCCAUGAGUAUUAUUCUUUGAAUAAAAUAUGUUUUGAGUCAUA